Penicillium antarcticum is the source of this 924-nucleotide messenger RNA. RefSeq names its product ribonuclease P subunit p30 family protein. Lineage: Eukaryota; Fungi; Ascomycota; Eurotiomycetes; Eurotiales; Aspergillaceae. Bases 1 to 924 code for a protein of 307 amino acids. The record is from RefSeq and is a predicted model, not a curated record. Gene Ontology annotation, biological process: tRNA processing. Gene Ontology annotation, cellular component: nucleolar ribonuclease P complex. The transcript is spliced from 2 exons. Gene Ontology annotation, molecular function: RNA binding.
AUGUUUUACGACCUGAAUGUACCUUACAGCCCAGAUGACCCAGAGGUGCCCCACACUCUCAACUUCCUCGCCGAAAUUGGUUACACUACCGUGGCACUAUCUCAAACAAUCAAUGGGAAGCUUCCUGCGAGCCUCACCCCACCUCCUCUCCCAGCGAACCCGCCAAAAUCCCUCCAACUGCUGACCCGGCUCAACCUGACUCUGGCCGACCCCGCGCAGAAUCAACGGUUGGCUGCCUUGACUCAAGCUUAUGAUCUGGUUGCGCUUCGUCCUACAAACGAAAAAUCUCUUCUAAAUGCCUGUACGAAUCUGGAAUGUGACGUGAUCUCGGUGGAUCUCUCCGUGAGACUGCCAUAUCAUUUCAAGUUCAAAAUGCUAUCUGCAGCGAUCUCACGUGGAGUCCGAAUCGAAAUCUGCUAUGGGCCAGGAAUCACAGGGAGUGGACUUGAUGCGCGGAGGAACCUCAUUGGGAAUGCAACUUCCUUGAUCCGCGCAACACGCGGCCGAGGUAUUAUUGUGUCAAGCGAAGCCAGACGGGCCUUGAGUCUACGAGCCCCGUGGGAUGUGAUUAACCUUACCUGUGUCUGGGGCUUGUCACAAGAACGUGGAAAGGAAGGAAUCUGCGAAGAGACGAGGAAGGUCAUCGCGUUGGCCAAGUUGAAGCGUACAAGCUGGCGCGGUAUCGUUGAUGUUGUCCACGGUGGUGAGAAAGUCAAACCCGACAGCGCGGCGCAAAAGCAGAAAGGCGCACCAAAAUCGGAAGAACCGACAGAACCAGAAACUGGAGCUGAUAGUCUCAAGAGAAAGGCAUCUAUUAGCUCUGAGCCCGUUGCCGAGGACCCUGACAGACCUCUCUCGAAGAGAGAAAUCAAGCGACGUGCCAAGAAGGCGAAAUUCGACGCUAAAGGAGGAAAUGCUACCUGA